Astyanax mexicanus (Mexican tetra) is the source of this 9951-nucleotide messenger RNA. It is a transcript of the gene nfatc3a, whose product is annotated as nuclear factor of activated T cells 3a. Gene Ontology annotation, cellular component: transcription regulator complex. The transcript has 10 exons. Gene Ontology annotation, molecular function: RNA polymerase II cis-regulatory region sequence-specific DNA binding; transcription factor binding; DNA-binding transcription factor activity, RNA polymerase II-specific. NCBI's taxonomy places the organism in Eukaryota, Metazoa, Chordata, Actinopteri, Characiformes, Acestrorhamphidae. Bases 670 to 3948 code for a protein of 1092 amino acids. The record is from RefSeq and is a predicted model, not a curated record. Gene Ontology annotation, biological process: cytokine production; regulation of transcription by RNA polymerase II; calcineurin-NFAT signaling cascade.
GAGAGAGAGAGAGAGAGAGAGAGAAUACAUACACAGAGCAUACAGAGAGAGAGAGAAUACACAGAGAAAAAGAGAGAGAGAGCAUACAGAGAGAGAGAAAAAAAGAGUGUCAGAGAGAAUACACACACAGAAUACACAUAGAGAGAGAAAGAGAGAGAGAGAGAGAGAAAGAGAGAGAGAGAGAGAAUAUACACAUACAGAAAGAGAGAGAGAAUACACACACAGAAAGAGAGAGAGUAAUAAUACGCUCAGCUCUCGUUUGUCACGGCCGUGUUGAUAAACACCGGACCCAAAAUUACACGUUGAAACUCAGCGAAAGUUGAGUAGAGGAGCCGGUUCAGUAAACCGAACUCUGUGUGUGUGAACGGUACCGAGUUUGGGUCACCGCGCGCUCCCUGUCCUGAGGGACGAGAGACACAGAGAGAGUAGCUAACCUACAGGAGAGAGAGAGAGAGAGAGGGAGCGCUUCGUUAUUACCGAGCAGAACUCGGAGCACUCGGAGCACUCGGAGCGCUCGGACACGGAGAUUAGGAAUUACGGACGGACUAAUCCACAGCAAAGUUUCGGGGUUUCGCGCUGUCCGUAACUUAAAUGUUGUGACGGGCGGGAGUCCCUGCUUGGCGAGAGUCGGCGCGGAGAGACGGGGAGAGCCCGGAGCUGCCGAACCCGAUGACUAGUGCAAACUGUAGCGGGAAUGAGGAGCUGGACUUCAGGCUGAUUUUCGGCGAGGACGGGCAGCAGCAGCAGCCGCAGCAGCCGCCUCUAGGCCCAGCAGAUCUGGAGCCGGAUGACAACACAUCCUUCUACAUCCUAAAUGUCGGUCAGCCUCCUUCACUGACCAACCAGUCCCUUGGUGUCCAGAGGCAUGGAGUCCAGCUGCACACACAGCCCCUGCAGCCGCUUCUCAAACCCUAUGAGCCCAUUUAUGACCCUCAUGACUCCAAAUAUCCCCUUACUGGAGGGGGAGGUGUUGGGGGAGGCGGAGGUGGCCCACCCAAGGCCUUCGAAUGCCCAAGCAUCCAGAUCACCUCCAUUUCCCCGAGCUGCCAGCAAGAGAUGGAAGUGAGCGAGGAUGAAAUGAGGGCAAAGGGUCCUGAUGGGGACUACCACGACCGCCCCCUCUCCCGGGAUCACCUGUACCUGCCGCUGGAUCACUCUUACCGGGACUCGUCGCUGAGCCCCAGCCCGUGCAGCAGCUUGUCUUCUCGCAGCUGGUUUUCAGAUGCUUCUUCGUGUGAGUCCAUCUCUCAUGUCUACGACGAUGUGGAGUCGGAGCUGAACGAGGCGGCAGCGCGGUUUACCCUCGGAUCACCCCUGGCAUCACCUGGUUGCUCUCCUCAGGGUGGCCCCAUGGAGGAACCAUGGCACCAGCAGCAGGCACAGCAGCAUCAUCACCAUCCAGCCUUCACUCACUCGCUCUCUCACCCUCACGCCCACUCCCUCUCACCCCGCGGCUCACCUUGCCACUCUCCACGGACAAGCGUGACCGACGAGAACUGGCUCAGCCCUCGUCCACCUUCACGCCCCUCCUCCCGGCCCACCUCGCCGUGCGGCAAGAGACGCCACUCCAGCGCCGACAUCUGCUACCCAGGUUCGCCACACCACUCCCCAACUCCCACGCCUGGGCCCUCGCCCCGGGGCAGCGUCACAGAGGACACAUGGAUCGGGAGUCCCUCCAUGGGCAUGUCACCCUUCCAGUGCUGCCCUGCAGACACAGACAUCCCCUCCAAGACCAGGAAGACAUCGCAGGACCGCACAGCUGUGAUGCAGUCUGGGAAGGGAGAACUCGCUCUAGACGAUUCGGGAAACGUGUCCCCACUGCUGGACUCCCCAGCUGAGGAAAGCAUGCACGGCUUGAAGAAGGACGGCCCUGGGGAGCAGUUUCUUUCUGUGCCCUCUCACUUCACCUGGAACAAACCCAAACCAGGACACACUCCUAUAUUCAGGACGUCAUCCCUGCCCCCGCUGGACUGGCCCUUACCAAGUCAAUACGGUCAGUUUGAGCUGAAGAUUGAGGUGCACCCCAAAGCCCACCACCGAGCACACUAUGAGACCGAGGGCAGCAGAGGAGCAGUUAAAGCAGCCUCCGGUGGACACCCCAUCGUCAAGCUCCUCGGAUAUAAUGAGAAGCCUGUAAACCUGCAGAUGUUCAUCGGCACGGCAGACGACCGGUAUUUGAGGCCGCACGCUUUUUACCAAGUUCACCGCAUCACCGGGAAAACAGUGGCUACAGCCAGCCAGGAAAUCCUGAUCACUAGCACCAAGGUUCUGGAGAUUCCACUCCUGCCUGAAAACAACAUGUCUGCCAGUAUUGACUGUGCUGGGAUUCUGAAGCUGAGGAACUCAGACAUCGAGCUGAGGAAAGGAGAGACGGACAUUGGGCGUAAGAACACUCGAGUGCGCGUGGUGUUCCGAGUGCAUAUCCCACAGCCCAAUGGAAAAGUGCUCUCUUUACAAGCUGCCUCUAUCCCUGUGGAGUGCUCCCAGCGUUCAGCACAGGAAUUGCCUCAGGUAGAGAAGGUGAAUUUGAGCAGUUGUCCUGUGAGUGGAGGAGAGGAGAUGGUCAUCACUGGUUCCAACUUUUUCCCAGAGUCAAAGGUCAUCUUCCUUGAGAAAGGUCCAGAUGGACGGCCGCAGUGGGAGGUGGAGGCGAAGAUUGUUCGUGAGAAGAGUCAAGGGUCGAGCAUCGUGGUGGAAGUGCCGCCGUACCACAGCAAGACGGUCUCCUCGGCUGUGCAGGUGCAGUUCUACGUGUGUAAUGGGAAGCGGAAAAGGAGCCAAUCACAACGAUUCACCUACCUGUCAGUCCUGGUUAAACAGGAGCACAGAGAAGAUCUGGACCCCUCCACCAUUCCAAACAUGCCCAUGCCCCUGGCGCACGCCGGCGGCCUGGUCCGUUCUCAGCCGCUGCCCUCCCCAGAUCACUCCCACCCGCAGGAUGGCCUUAUGUCCAGCUCUCCGCGCACCCUGGCCCCCGUCCUGCACCCGCUGCAGUCACCCUGCGCACCAAUGGGCUCCCCCACCUUCCCCCACCUGCCUCUUCACCUCCAACCCCGAGGCCUCCACCCGCCUCCGGAAUGCCAGAUGCCCUUCCACCCCACCCCGAGGGCGUCCUUCCCACCUCUUCAACACAACCUACCCUUCAACGGCCAGCCUGGUCUUCCCAUGCCUACCACAACCUCCCCUCAGGCCUACGAGCGCAUGCCGUUCCAGCCUGACCCGACCGGGUGCCACCCUCUAGGGAUGGGCAUGGUAUACGGGCCCCCUGUUUCGGCCCCAGCCACUGGAGCCGGGGGCCCGGCUUCGAGCCCCAGCCACGCAGCCUGUACCAGCAGUAGCCAGCCAAUGGCCCACUCCACUCCACACCUCCACUCCUUGGGCUACCACUGUCCCACCCCAGGCCAGCUGCCCUCUUCGCCCACCCAUGCCCUCGGGCAGCCGGCAGCACAGCAGCUUCAGCGGCCACUCGGCUACCACCCGGCUGGCCAGCGCUCCGCCUCCUGCCCCACGCCUUCCAGCGCACCUGCCGCGCGGAUGGUGCCUUCACCUCACUCGGGCCCUUCUUCACCCCAGCUCCACUCACUGCCCUACCAGUCUCCCACUUCACCCUCACCCACCAGCAGCCCUUUAGGUCCCCUCUCCCACUCGGGGCAGCCCUCACCUCAGGCCAGCAGCCCUGUACUGACCGGGUUACCCACCACCGGGCCUCUGGUGCACCCUCUGGCUCAGCAGCAGCAACAGCAGCAACAACAGCAGCAGCAGCAAAGCCCGUUCCCCACCGAGGGAGAAAGAGUGAACAUUAAGCAGGAACCCGAGGACAGAGAGCCCACCUUCCGCUCUAUUGGAUUGCAGGAUAUUACACUGGAUGAUGUGAAUGAAAUCAUUGGCAGAGACAUGUCUCAGGCUCCGGGGGUCCACGGCUCCUCGGCCGCGCACAGCCAGUCCUAGCCCACCGCCUGCUGCUGUGAACCCAGGCAGCAGAGUGUGUGAACGGAGCCGCAGCGCUUCCAUCCACCCGUCCAGCGAGGCCCCCUACGACCCAGGGACGUCCCGCCCUCGCUGGGGUCCGGCCGGGGCCCAGAAGACCUUCGCCACCACCAGACCCACCAGGCAUCACUUACUUACUUUUAUAAGUGAGAGGUCAUGAGAAGUUGUUUUUGGGGAGGAAAGAAAAAUCACACACACACACACAUACAUGUAUACACACACUCACAAAAACACAUGCAGAAAGGAUAAUACUGGUACAUGAUGUUCAUAAUGUGCAUAUUUCUCAGUCUGUAGCUUGAAUGAGUCAAGUCUCUCACUCUCUCGGCUUGUCUUUUUUUAAUAACCGUAGUUCUCAGGCUUUUUCUUCAAAUGACGAAGAUGUUUCAGAUCAGCCAUCGUAUGAAAAAACAGAGCAAGCUAUGCAGCCCACGGUCCUUAUAACAAGCGUAUGCAAUACAAACCCACCCACCUAUAUUUGAGACUGCAGAAUAUAGUCUGGGGCGUCUUGGGUUCAAAAGAAUUGGAUGGAAUUCAAUUCAAAGGAAUUCACCUACAUCUUUUUUCACCCAUUAAUAAAACCAGCCUGGACGCUCCCUCCUGAAAUCAGCAUGCUCUCAGUGGCGCCCCCUGGAGGAGAAGCCAGCGUGCUGCAGCAGACGUGCUAAUGAUAUGCAACAUUCCACACACUUCUCUAGUGUCGUUUUAUUGAGCUGUAGAUAAACCCGAAUUAUCCCCUUUCUCUUCUCCUCUUCAGGUUGAACAAAUGCCUUAUAAACUUAGCAGCUUGGAUCGACUGAAAAACAAAAAAGCUUUGAGUUUAAAUGUUUUAGUUUUUCUUCUGUCAAGUCUUCGUUUUUUUUUUGUUUUUUUCUUUCUCGAAGUUGAACUUUGUGCCGAAGUUUCAGCAGAAAAAAUCGUCUACAUCUAAAUCAGGUUUGCAUGUUUCCCCUCUCCCUAUUUUAGAGUUCCGUUACAGCUAUUCCGAGUGUAAUGAAGUGUGUGUUGGUCAAACAUUAGUAACAACGCAUCGCAACAGUGUACAGUAUAACGCAGCUGACUCAAAACUUCUUCUGUAGAGGUGCAUAAAAAAAAUAGAAAGAAAAAAAGAUCUAAAGUAGAGACUCGUUCAGUAAGCUGAUAACUCACUCCAAUGUGCCUUUCAAACGACAAUCACGCUCAGAUCUGACACGAAUGAUCCACACAGCGUCUUUCUUUAAACACGUCAUUAUUUGAGUGGUUUUCCAACGGUGGCCAUAUUAAAGUGGUUGAAAAGACUCUUCUCUUUCUCUUCGUCCUGCAAAAGGCUGCAUUCUGACAACUUUGACAAUCAACAGCUCUCUACUGCUCAGCCUGCUUUCCUGAAUGCCCUGAGACAUCAAAUUGCACUUUGUGUCCCAAAUGGACAUUUUAAGAGCUGAACCGAAACCAAAUUUUCAACUCCACAUGUUUAGAUUUCUAGUAGUACCCAAAGCAAGAAGUGAAUAAUGCAUUGUAGACAUUGUAGACAACAGUUUCAGCACCUUUUAUUGACUGUAAAUCUGAUGAAAGUCAGUGUUUGAGCUUAAUUACAGUUCUGUUCAAAAGUCAGAGACCACCCUUCAUUCUCAGAAUGAUCAAUGUAACGUUUAUCAGUUCAGUUUUCUAACUGUUUGAGGCUAAAAAGUAGCAAAUUGAUUGUAAAACUCUUUUUUUAUUUUUUUUUAGUAUAGUGGAAAAGAAAUGUUUUAUGGAUUUUUUUAGUUUCGUAUUUUUUAAUUUCUGUACCUCACAAUCAGAAUUUCAGAAAAAAAAUGCAUGUUUACUUGAUUUUUGUAGAUUUUCCAUGUUUGCAUCUUGUCACAAAAUUAAUUAAAUUAAUAUUAUACCAGCAGAUUUUUGUUAGAGGAUGCAAAAAUAGAAAAAUCUAAAAAAUUUAAAAGAUCUGAAUAUUAGUUUCCAACUAAAAACUGGAAAAAUUGAUAAAAACCCAUUUUAUCUUCAUUAUGCUAAAUGAAAAAAGAAAAUUUAAACUUCUACACAAUUUCCAAUUGUUGAAUUUAGCUUAGGUCAGAACGGUCAGAAAAUUAAACUGAUAAAUGUUACACUGACCCAAAAUGGUCGUUACUUACAAGCUAUUUAUUAAUCAAGGUUAAAAAAAAGCAGAAAACAUUUUUGACAGAAAAUUCCAAGAAUAAUUCAAUACAAUAUCAAAGGUUUAGUGUUUAAUAUAUCCACUGGUUUAUCUUCAUUUCAACAUUAAUUAUAUUUUUGAGAAAUUUCCACACCUCCCAAGUUUAAACAUUUCUGAUUCUCAAAAACCAAGUCAUUCAAAACAUGAAAAAUAUUAACUUUUUUCUCAUUCUCCCAAUUACAGUCAGUCUACCAUCAACACUAUUCUGAAGCUGUUAUUUUAGGGUUAAUUGCCACGUAAUGCUGCUUUAAGUGCUGUUUCUUUGAUGGUGCAGUGUUGGUGGUCUACCAAGUCAUGCAUGCAUGGUUGUUACAAAAAGCUAAAGGCAGUUACAAAAAGAAAAAAAAAUCAACAGGAAUUUCUAAAACCAUCAUUCAGUAAAUGGUUAAAACAUAAAAGAGAAAAUCUGCAUUCUUAGGCAAGUAGAUAUUGAUCUUGUUCUAGGACUGCACUGAAUAUUUGGCAUCCAAAAACAUUCAGUCAAAAAUGGUAAAAAGGAACAAAUUAUGACAAAAUGACUAAUUAAUUUUAGGUCAUAUUGCAGUAUUUCCUCUAAUUUAAGAGCUUUAGUUUAUUUUAAACAUUAGUAUCCACACAACCUAAAUUAUUUCAAGCUGAAAGAUACGAGCUGCACAGGGCUAGGAUAGUAACUUUAGCUGUGCUAGCUUAGUCUUAGCAUUUGACUGCCCUUCUCUGUGUAAAUGUCACUUGUAUCCUGAGUAGCACUGCUGAGGUACAUUUUUGAGUAGAAUAGAUUUACCUACUGAGGUAAAUGUAUUACUAAAAUUGCACUGCUGAAGUUGAAUUGUUGAAUUCAUGACUGAAACAGCAUGACUGCAAAUGAUUUUUUGCUUCGUUGGUUAGUCUGCAAGGAUAUUAUGUGUUCAGUAAAAACAGUAAAAAAGUUGCAGUUUAAAUAUACAAAAAAUAUGUCUAGGCUAUUUAAUUUAUUUAAUCUCUUCUUGUAUUUUAUUAAAAAAAUGUAUCAGAAAAAAGAGAAGCUUGUUCUUAAUGACCAUUUUGACUAGAAGUUCAUUUAAAAACAUGAAUGAAGGGUGGUUUCAAGAUCACGCAGCACUGUAUGGACAACAUGGCAAGUACAGCCAGCCCACAGGACACUGAGGGUCUGAGAACUAAUUUGAAAUUUUUACAUCAAGACUCUGAAAGGGUCUAAAAACUCUGGCUGAACUGACUGGGUGCUAUUUCUCUGUGAGAGCUUUACUUUGAGCAGAAUUACCUGUAUCUGGGUUUGAUGGAAACGACUCUGUGAGGAAUGGUAUUGGCUCCUUGCCUUAAGAAAUGCUCGGAUGUGAAUGGAAUAAGGAUGGUGUGUAUAUUUUUCUAUUUUAAGGAAACUGGUACAGCCACUUAACAGAUUUUCUUUUUUUUUGAGGUCUUUGAGACUUAGAGGUAUUACUGACUGUUGGUGAUUUAAGUGGAAAAAUGAAAAAGAGAGAUCUGCUAUGCACUAAAACCUGCCUGUUGCCUUUAAAAAACAGAAAAAGAAAAAAAUAAACCUUGAUGCCUCUAGACAUAGAUGCUAUAGAGCAGCUUUACUGUAGGAUAGUAUGCCAGGCUUUUUGUUUUCUACAUGAGAGGACUGUAUGUAUGUACAGUAUUAGUCAAAAGUUUGGACAAAUCUGUAUUUUGUAUUAUUUACUACAUUGUAAAUGAAUAUUAAAUACUUAAAAACUAUGAAGGACAUGUUUGGCCUUCAUAAACAUUCGAUAUGAACACCCAACCCAAAUGGUUUGGGACGAUUGAUUUGGAGAUCAGAGUGAAGGAAAAACAGUUAACUAUUAGAGCUCAGCACCUCUAGAACUCCUUUAAAACAGAUGGAGAACCACCACUGGCUGAGAGAAUCAGCCACGAGGGAGCAAAAUGUGCUAUGUAUUAAACAUAUUUGGCUUGAUUAACACUUGUUUAAUUUACUGUAUUUUUUGCACUAUAAGGCGCAUCGUAUUAUAAGGAGCACUAUCAAAAAAAAAAUCUAUUUUCUGGUCUGUUAAGGUGCAUUAUGCGACACUAGUAAGGAACAGGGGUGUCCCCAUGUUUUCCUUCUAAUUCAGCAGGUCUUGGACCUGGGUGGUGGAUAAUUAAAGCUAAGCUAAGCUAAGUAAACAAAACUGUAAUAAAAAAAAAACACCUUUUUUUCUUUUAAAGUCAAAUCCGCACUGGAUGUUAAUCUACACAGAUUCCUCUCCUCAAAACUGUUUAUUUGGGUGAGUAAAGUGCUUCCGUUUAUUCACAGUAAGCUUAGCAUUAGCAGCUAACAUCUACCACUAGCAGGACAUAACGCUGCCUGACAGCGCUACACUGAGGAACCCUGAGUGUUCUGGUAAGCCUGAGUGCUAUUAGCUAGCGGUUUGUCCCAUGUAGCUUGUUUUAACAAGGUAAACACACAGGUUACAGUCCAAUAUACUCACCUAUGGUUAAUGCUAAUGCUACUGCAGCAGUGCUAGCCAGGGUUAGCAGCAGGCUCCAGGCCGAUAAUACUUACCUCUGUAUAGCUAAUGCUAACACUCCUGGUAAAAAUUCAUACAUAAGGUGCACCGAAUUAUAUAGCACUGUAGAUUUUUGGGAAAAUUAAAGGAUUUUAGGUGGGCCUUAUAGUGCAAAAAAUAUCAAUCAAACAAUAAAAAUAAAGAAAAAUAUGUGUCCAAACAUUUGACUGGUACUGUGUAUGUGUGUUUGUGUGUGUGUGUACUCCUGCCUUUUAAAGGCCUAGAGAGAUUGUCUUAACUGUGUGUGUGUUUAAAUGUGUAUGAGCAUGUUUGUGUCAGCGAGUAUCCGUUAACCUGUAGGAAAACUCUUUAAAAUAAAAGUUCAACAAAUUAUAUAAAAUAAAAUGACCACUUUGGUUGUAUGAGGAUCCAUUUUUCAAGUGCGAAGAACCAUUUUUACUUAUUUUUUAAAUAUUUGUUUAUGGAACCAAAAGUGGUUCUUCUGUAGGGCUUUUAUUUUGAAGAGAUGAGUGUAGUGGUUGUUUGAAACUCCUGUUUAAAUUUCAGUGGAAAGCACAUUCAGAUGCGUUCAGGCUAUGCAAAGACAGACAGUAGAGUGAAGACGCAAUAUCUGGCAUCAAAUAGAAGUAGCAGAUAUGUUUGUUAUUCAGCUCUUGCAUUUAUACAUAAAGUCUCUAUAUAUAAAUAUAAAUAAAUAUAUAUAUGUAGUUCUUUGGUGUAUGUAAACCCAUGUAAUGACAGGUGAUUUCAGCGCCACUCUGACUAUUUAAUUUAAACUAUUUUACAGUAGGAAAGCCUUAACUUGUGUUUGCUCUACAGACGUGGUUUGAAUGUUUGGGUUUGAUAUAGGAAAUAGCGAUUUCUAAUUCAUCUGCAAUAGGAGGGCAAAGCGAGGAAAAACCUGGGAAUUCUGGGACUGAAACCAGCGCUCCCGCCAAGCACACGCUUUCGUUCCCCUUCUUCAAAACCAAAGACCGAACAACGUGUUCCCACUUUACACACAGAUGACAACACAGACUCUAGAACUCUAUUUUUGAUACUCUGAAAUGAUGGAUGUCAUUCCUAAAGCUGGGGGGAAAUACACGUAUAUAUAUAAUUUUGUAAAGUAAAAUUAUAUAUAUAUAUAAUUUUGUAAAAUAAAAGGGAAAUACAAGUUGAGCUGCUGUUUACAGAGCCUUGUAUUGUCAUUUCUUGUACAUUUUGUAUUUUAAACCUUUUGUAAUUUUUAAGACUGCAGUGCUUUUUGAAAUUAUCCAAAUGGAAAACUUUGCAUUCUAGGCUCUUCUGAUGUAGUGUAUCAAUAAAAAAAAAACUAAAGAAACAAACAAA